This is a messenger RNA of Bactrocera dorsalis (oriental fruit fly), 6513 nucleotides long. It is a transcript of the gene Mp, whose product is annotated as collagen alpha-3(IX) chain. Gene Ontology annotation, cellular component: basement membrane. NCBI's taxonomy places the organism in Eukaryota, Metazoa, Arthropoda, Insecta, Diptera, Tephritidae. The record is from RefSeq and is a predicted model, not a curated record. The coding region runs from base 1739 to 5365 and encodes 1208 amino acids. The transcript is spliced from 25 exons.
AAAGCUGAAAACAGCGGCUGUUUUUGUAAAAUUUUUCAAGAGGGAUGAUAUUAACUAAAUGAAUAAAAGUAAAGUGCAUUAAAAUAAUUUAAUCUGCUUUUAUAAUUAGCGAUUCAUUUUGAAAGAUUUUGCAUUUCCAUUGUCAAUCUCCAGGGGGACCGCUAAAAAAAGAUGUCUGGCCAGAUUUUCGCGCUUAAAAAUAUCUCAAAUACAAAAACCAAACAAAUUUACUAUAUAAAUGUAGUAAUACAGGUGGCGAUCGAACGACUUAAUUUUCUUAAAACUCGAAAUUAUUAUUAAAAAUAUUUUUACUUCUAUCAUUACCUAGUAGAUAUAGUCCAAAAGGUCGUUUCACGUAGAUCGGUGCAGUCUUUUUGAAGAAAACUUUCUCGUCGAUUCUGAAAACAGCGUUUCCAGAAAAUCUCGGUUAAAGGUUUGGGGUCGCCUCCCACUUAUUAUUAUUUACUUGAUUCGCAUAUAAUAUUCUCAACUAUUCGAUAUAUGAUACAUGCAAAAACAAAAAUCGAUCUCUUCAAUUCAGAUGGGGACCCUUUGAGAGCAAGGAUAAUGCAGAGUAAUAUUCAUAGUUACAUCCUCUUCGCUUCACUUAGACUUCUUAACUUAAGCCUUAGUGAAUCAAUUAAUGAAAUUUAUAUGACCUAACUGCAUUAUUUUUAAUUAAUUAAGUAAAUACUAUAUCUUUAACAUGUUCGGACCUAUAAUUGGUCAUUGAUGAAGAUCUUAGUCCCUCCCAGCAAAUUUUUUUCCAAAACCACAAAACAUUUGUCCCAUACCCCAUUCUAAUUAAUUUUCCAGGCAAUUUAACAAUUUCGUAUACAAAUACACACACACGCACACUCAGCACCUGCGCGCAAUUAAUUGAGAACAGAAGCCUUUUCAAAGCUCAAAGCGUGACACCUCUGGUGGGGGACUUAUCGAAAUUAAUUUGUUCGAUUUUCAGUUUCGGAACACAAACAGAAAUAAAUGAAUAAUCAAUAAAACUUUAUAAAAAAUUAAAAUACUAUUAAAUAAAAAGCACUUAAACCUAUGGAAAAUACAAAAAUGUUUAUAAAAAUAAAAAAGUAGCACUAAACAACUUGGAAUACAAAUAAAUUGCAAUUUUUUCAUUUGUCCACUGUAAUGAAAAGCCACAAAUUUUCGAUGCAAGCUAAUGGAAAAGUAUUUGUGUUGCAUGUUGCAUGUGGCAAUGUAAUAAAUGCCAAAUAAACGAAAUUAUAGAAAAUUGUGCAAUAAUUCGCCUAAACCUAAACACCACACAUAAAUAUACAACGUGCAAGAGUGUCAAGCACAUACAUAUGUAUAACACAUAUACCAUAUAAGUUUAUAAAUACAUAAAUGCCGUUGCAGGUAAUCGAAAGCGUCAGUGUGUGAAAACAAAUAGUGACCAGCAGCACCUGGUUGCAAACAAUUUGCAUUAGCAUACACCGAAUAGUGUUAAAACAACAAUAGCAAUAAAAUAAAAUAACAGCAACAGCAACAGCAACAACACGUGAAUUGUGAAAAACCAACAACGGUCAACAAUUUAGAGUUGUGCAACUGAUAUCACAGUGAUGCCAAUUAGUCAGAUUGCCAGCUACUAAACUGCAACGACUGACUUACUGCCUCUGUGCAAUCACUUAAUACCGACGAUAUUCGCAUUGCAGAGCUUAACUACAUAAAAUAGCGGCGUAAGACACAACAAGACUGGCUGAGUUGCAGAAAAAACUCUAAAUUGAAUAUGGCCAGCGCAGCAAAGCGCCCCAACAUGCAACAAAACAACAACAAUAAGCUCGGUGUGCACCAAGGACAAGCGCACGACAGUAUUGGUGUCAAAAUGUUGGCCCUGCUAGUGAUAUUUCUUUGUUGUGGACCAUUGCUGGCCGCUUCGAGUCUCGACGGUCUUCAAGGGCAGUCUAUUAAAGAUGCCUUCGGCGAAUAUUCACUAACGGACAUGAUCAACGCACAGUCGCAGGGCAUCGAGUACGAGGAGGCCGACGACGGUUUCCCCUCAUACAAAUUCUUACCCACAUCCGAUGUUAAGACAUCAUAUCGCGUCCUGCUACCCGAAAGACUUUACGAAUUCGCCAUACUAGUCAAAUUUCUGCCGAACAGCCCGAAGGGUGGUUAUCUCUUUAGCGUGGUAAACUCCUUCGAGUCUGUGGUGCAGUUGGGUCUGCACUUGUCGACGGUCAGCAAGAAUUUCUGGAAUGUUUCAUUGCUCUACACGCAGUCUGAUCAGAUUUCGGUUAGCCGUAAAUUGGUCAGCUACCAAUUGCCAUACAGGGGCAAGGAGUGGACAACACUUUCAUUUCAGGUACUCAGGGACAAGGUGCUCUUCUACUACGAUUGCGAACUAAAUACGACGACAACGGUCGUGCGGGAACCACAGGACUUGGUCUUCGAUUCAGCCUCAACUUUGUACUUAGCGCAAGCAGGCCCCAGAUUAACUGGGCAUUUUGAGGGAAAUUUACAACAAUUGUAUGUUUAUACAAAUCCAGAUGCUGUGGCAACUGUGUGUAAACCGCCAUCAAAGAAGCUGGAUGACAGCUAUAAUGAAAUUUUAGAUGACGAAAGCGGCUCGGGCUUUAUGGAAGGUGCGAGCGAAGACUAUGACAUUUUAGAUGAUUCCUUCUGGAAUGCGACGGACGAUGCCAGUGGAUUUCCAUCACAGACGCCACCUCCUUAUCCGCACGAAAGACCCUAUCGCACACCUAAAGGUGAAAAAGGUGAACGUGGCCCUAAAGGACCACCCGGUGAUAGCAUACGUGGUCCACCGGGACCACCGGGGCCGCCGGGCCCUAAAGGUGAAUCGGCAACUUUUCCGCCCUUCGUUGAUUUUCCCACCGGUGCCGAUGCGAAAUACACUGGCAAAUGCACGUGCAACGCGUCUGAUAUCCUAGAAGCAAUCAAAGAUAAUGAAAUAUUACGUGAAACAAUACGCGGCCCACCCGGACUGCCGGGCAAGGAGGGAAAGACUGGUGCGCCUGGACUCACGGGUGCUACAGGGAAGCCAGGUGAACGCGGUGCCCCCGGUCCGAAAGGAGACCGCGGCGAUAGGGGCGAUCCUGGCUCCCGUGGACCCGAGGGUCUGCAAGGCCAUAAAGGUGAGCCUGGCGUCGACGGCAUGCCCGGCAUGCAAGGGCCACCCGGCCCGCCCGGACCGCCUGGCUUGCCUGAAAACUACGAUAUUAAUUGGAACCCCACGAGGACUUUCAAGGAAUCCUUAAUGGGCAAUUCAAUGCGUCCGAUGCGCAGCUCUUCGCCGGGACCCAAGGGCCCGCCAGGUGAUAAAGGUGAUGCCGGUGCGGCGGGCGAACGGGGUCAGCAGGGUCAGAAAGGUGAACGUGGCGAUCCGGGAAUGACUGGCGAGAAAGGUGAUAGGGGUCAUCCGGGCGUACAUGGCGGUAAUGGCCAAAAAGGCGAACCAGGCCAACCCGGUGUGCCGGGCAUGGCUGGAGCGCCCGGUGCGCCUGGUCUCAAAGGUGAUCGUGGUCUGCCCGGUGAAUUGGGUCCCAUCGGACCACCCGGUCCACCUGGUGAAGUUAUUUAUGCAGACAAUUCGUUGAAUGGUACAUCGAGCAGCGCGGCGGGCGGACAAUGUCAGUGUCCAGCGGGUCCACCUGGACCGCCGGGUGCACGCGGUCCGCAGGGCUAUGAGGGGCCACCCGGUUUGAACGGCGAGCCUGGUCCAGCUGGGUCGAACGGUUUGACCGGCCUGCCUGGCUCCAAAGGUGAGAAGGGCGAAAAAGGUGUGCGGGGCCUGAGCGGCCCGAAAGGCGAUCGCGGACCCGAAGGACCGCCAGGGCAGGCCUUUUUCGCUGGCGGUUACGAAGGCAUGGCUAUGAACGGCACCAAGGGGGAGAAGGGAGAGAAGGGUAUGCGCGGACGACGCGGCAAACCGGGCCAAGCUGGACCGAUCGGACCGCCGGGCAAACCUGGUCCAAUGGGCGAUAUUGGACAUUCGGGUCGACCUGGACUACCCGGCCCCAAAGGUGAUUCAGGUACCAAAGGACAGAAGGGUGAAACUGGCGGACGAGAAGGACCCAAAGGCGACAAAGGCGAUCGCGGUCAGGAUGGACGAGACGGCCUGCCUGGACCACCUGGCCUGCCAGCAGCGGCCGGCGAGGGUGUGCAAUACAUACCGAUGCCUGGCCCACCAGGACCGCCAGGCGCGCCCGGUCAACCCGGCAUGCCCGGUUUAUCAAUAACCGGUGCGAAAGGUGAGCCCGGCAUGGAUUCGCGCAGUUUCUACGGUGAUGCGUCUUACUAUGGACGACCGGCCAGUGGACGCUCCUCUCUCGAUGAAAUCAAAGCUAUGCGUGAACUACAAGACUUGAGAGAUCGUCCAGACAGCACAUCUGGCCCGCCCGGUCCUCCCGGCCCACCAGGUCCACCCAGCCAUUCGCGUCAUGACGAUGAAGAAACACCAUACUUCUCAGCAUCUUCCUGGAAUAUGCGCAUCGUACCCGGUGCGGUGACGUUUUCGAAUAUUGAUGAAAUGACAAAGAAAUCAGCCAUGAAUCCGCCAGGCACACUGGCCUACAUCACGGAGGAGGAAGCGCUGCUGGUGCGCGUCAACAAGGGUUGGCAAUAUAUUGCGCUUGGCACUUUGGUGCCCAUUGCCACACCCGCCCCACCGACUACAGUAGCACCGCCAGUGCGCGUCGAUAUACAAUCAUCGAAUCUGCUCAAUAAUCUGCCGCCGCUAUUAAAUACGCCAACGUUUACAACGGCGCCAGAGUAUGAAACGUGGUAUCCACGCAUGCUUCGCGUAGCGGCACUCAACGAGCCUUACGUCGGCGAUCUGCAGGGCAUACGGGGCGCUGACUUCGCCUGCUAUCGGCAGGGGCGCCGCGCCGGCUUAUUGGGCACCUUCAAAGCCUUCCUGUCAUCCAGAGUGCAAAAUCUUGACUCGAUUGUACGUGUCGCAGACCGCGAUCUUCCGGUAGUGAAUACCAGAGGGGACGUCCUCUUCAACUCGUGGAAGGGCAUCUUCAACGGCCAAGGUGGCUUCUUCUCGCAAGCGCCGCGCAUAUACAGUUUUAGCGGCAAAAAUGUUCUAACGGAGCCGUUGUGGCCACAAAAGCACGUUUGGCACGGUUCACUACCCAACGGUGAGCGUUCGAUUGACACAUAUUGCGACGCUUGGCACUCGAGUUCCAUAGAUAAAUUCGGUUAUGCAAGCAAUUUGCUGGGGAACAAACUGCUCGACCAGGAGCGACAAACUUGCGAUAGCAAAUUAAUUGUGCUCUGCGUGGAGGCGUUGUCGCAGGACAGAAGGCGAAAGCGCGAUCUCAGCGACAGCGAACCCGAGUUCCACACGGCGGAGGCAUACGCGCGUCACCUGCAAGAGGUGCUAACUUGAAAAAUUGACUCACGCACACAUGCGCCGAGGCAGCGCGUUCGAAAGGCGCAUCGGCUGCGGCGCCAACAUUUACAACAUUUACACCAUCAUCACCAACGCAACCAGUGAAAUUGUGAAAGCAAAUCGCGCAACUAAAUUUGAAUUUUUAAAAUUGUAAAGAUCAAAAGCCAAAUCACUAACUUCUUACAAACGAGUGAAUGAUUUAUUUUUAUUACAACAACACUACGAAGAAGCAUUUCAACUAAUUAUUAAGUAAAUUACGAAUUUUCCUUCGGUUAACGACAAAUUGUGCAAGUUUUUAUUGUAUUUACAGUUGAUUGGUACUACUAGCCACUAAUUGCACACAUACAUACAAACAUAUAUAAAUAAAAGCACAUCCAUGUGUGCGAGAUUACUUCAUUGCAUGUACUAUAGACGCAUACAAACGUAUUCAUGUAGUUACAUACAUACAUACAUACAUAUAGUUAAACCUUCAUACUGCUAGUUAUGAUAUUUAUUUGAUUUUCUGUGUAACUACUUUAGCCAUGUAAGUGUAAACGAAAACUGAAACUGAAACUGAAAUUGUAAUUGUAUUUUUCGAAUCAUAGAUUUUUAAUGUCUCUUAAUGCAUACACACACACACGCAUGCGUAGACUUGUGCUAUGUGUGAAACUGUAAAUAUUUCAAUAGUUUUUAUUGUUUUGUAUUUAUAAAAUUCAGAAUUAUUAUAUAGCAGUUUAAGGAAAAUAUAGUCAUACAUAUUAUAUAAUAAUUAUGUAAUGCAUUGUAAACGAGCAGAGACGAGAAUAUAGCAGACUAGCGAGGAACAAUAGAAAAAUAAAGAAAUUACACGAAAUCACACAGAAGGCUGCAAAAGAAAUAAGGGAAAUUUAUUGCAAAACGUUUGAAAUCGGCUGUAGAGUUAUUUAUGUACAAAUUAUUAUUAUUUUCUUGAUUGAAAAGUUUUAUUGGAAAUAUCCGUAUAUAAAAAUAUUUUUUUUUGUUUUUGUUUUAAUGCUAUACAUAAAUAUUAAUAACUAUACAUUACUACGGGCGUUAAAUAAUAUGGUUUUAAAUAAAUACAGUUCUUUUUUACUUUUUUAUGAUCACGUUCUUUCUCUAUAAAAAAAAAUUAAAAUAAAACCAAUUAAAUUUUUUGGUGACAAAUU